Molecule: messenger RNA, 8078 nt
Organism: Oncorhynchus masou masou (cherry salmon)
Lineage: Eukaryota; Metazoa; Chordata; Actinopteri; Salmoniformes; Salmonidae
Product: plectin-like
Exons: 13
Coding region: 522-6032 (1836 amino acids)
Source: RefSeq, a predicted model, not a curated record
GAGUAUCAAAACAAAUCCCUCACCUCUACUACCAAGUUGGAGUGAGCCAGGUGGCAAGGGUGUGAGGAGAGAGAAAAGUAAGUCAACUAGUUAAGAGAUUGCUAUCAACUCAACUUGUUUAGCCAGUUUCAUGUAUCUAUUGAAAGCUCAUGUCUCAGAAUAGCUGCGAUUCAACCAAUAAUUGUCUUGACAUUUGACAUUGUGCUGGGAGACUCCCAGCACCAAAAGACAAUUCUUGUCAACGAGCAACCUGGCUACUAGUGUGUUCGCAACAGGUUCGCAUCUGCCGGACUGAUAUAACGUUACCCGUUCCCACACCGCAGAUCGAUUGACUGAGGUUUGGUUGAAGAAAAUUAUUAGGUCCCUGGUGAAAGGUACGGAUAAACACGACAGGUGGAUGGAUUUCUCAGUGAAGCACCUACUCCUUACUCCAGUGUGAUAUGACAUCACUGAGUGGUUACCACAGAAACCAGGGCUCCACUGCAGACGGUUGACAGCCAGUCAAGUGUUUUUCCACAGGGAUGGCUGCACAAGUGGAGGUGCAGACUGGGAAGGUGGAAAGGAUUGGUGUUGGGGGACGACUGCACCUCAGCCCUCUGUCUGACUCCAGAAACAAGAGCCUCACGGAGGGUCCCUCCAACACCCAGGCCUCCCUCAUCAUCACUCCAGAGCCUAGUAAGCCUGUCCCUACACCCAAACCACGGCUCACUCCCAAACCUUUCGCUGUGGAGAGAAACCCCACCAUCCGGCCCAUACUUGCGCCUAAGCCUAAUACCAACCCCCGACCAGUGCCCUCUCGCCCUAUUUCUUACAAACCUGACUCACCCAGCACCCCAAAACUUCAGCAGCCGAAUGUCACCAUCAAACACAGGCCAGGGCCGCCCAACCCCAGCUGUCCUGCUCCUAACUCCUACAAACCCUCUCAUAAGUUGAGCAUGGGACAAACCACGAAGCCUGUAGCCCAGCCCUUCAAACCCGCCCCUCUACUAACCCCUGGGGACCCCAGCAAACCAACUCCCUCCCAACCGGUGCGACGUCAGAAGCCAGCUGCGGCAGGCUUGUUCCACUCACAGGGCCCUAAGAAACAACCUUCAGCAGAAUGGUCCGGAUCCACCAAACCGGAGAAGGAAAGGAACAAAACAGCAUCCAGUAUCAGAGCUGGGGCAGCCUCUAUGACCAGAGCCAAGUCUAUGGGCUUCCUCAGUCAGAUAGGGCAAAAUGAGGAGGAAAGGAAGGGGGAUGAAGGGCCCAAGGUCACAGUUCAACUCCGAUCCCAGUCUAGAGCCUCCAGACCCAGACCUGUGUCGGCCAUCUUCCUGCCCUCUCCCACGCAGGCUGAGUCGCCCACCCCAGCUGCUCGCUGGGCAGUGAGACGUCCCCUCUCAGCCGACCUCACCUCCAAGUUUGAGUCCAUUGGCCUGUCGCUGCACCACGGCCGACCUGCCAAGACCGACAGCAAGGAAAACACUCCAGUGGAACUGCUACGGAGGACAGAGAAGAAGGGAGCAGAGGGGACCAAUGUUACACCACCGGCCCCAGACAGCAAGCCUUCAGCCCUCGUGGGAGGGAGAGAGAAGAAAACAGAGGAAGAAGAGGAGAAGGAUGAUGAGGGAAAGGGUGGAGGCAGCAUUAAGAGACGGAUCAGUCUCUUGCUUGAUUCCUCCUCUUCUUCCUCUCCUGUGGUUCCUCUCCGUGUUGCUGCCCAAAGACCAGGGUCUAACUCUCCAGUACAGCCCAUCCAAGAGGCAGAUGUAACAUUGGAUGGUGUUAAACAGCGAACCAAGAAGCUUACUGAAGAUGCUGUUACACCACCAGCCCAGACCCCUGCUGUUAAACCACAGUUCAAGUCCCACCCUCUGCCCCCUGACCUGACCAAAAGGCUUGGCUCUGAGAGGUCCACAGACCUCGGCAGUCCCUCCCCCAAUAAGGCGACAGACCGCCAUGAGAGUGACAUUGAUCCUCAAAGGAGGGUGGAGGACUCCGUUUACACCUUCAGUGACCAAAAAAAGGUGGAUGACGACAUCCAAGGCAUACAAGAGCAGCCCCCCCAGACCACCUCUGACCCUUCAGCAGUACUGACUGAGGCAGGGCGAUGGAUGGAGAGCUGCCCCAGCAGUGGGGCACAGACGGUGCGAGCAGCUCUGUUUGAGAAUGUGGUGGAGAGACACAGCGUGCUGGUGAUGGAGGAGGAUAGGGCACAGAGUGCCACAAAGGGCUGUCCCAAGAGAAGUGUGUCCCUCAAACUUGGGGAUGGGGAGAACGACGGGUGCCUGGUCACCGCCACCUACCGCAAGCCUGUGUCUCCCUCCAGUCCACUUCUUGUAGAGCACUUGUUUGACACUGUGCAGGCAGUGGGAGAGAGGAGAGCCGUUAGUGAGAGUGUCCCUUUGGCUCAGCUCGAGGACAAAGCCAUGACCCUCCGUUCCAGGCGUUCUGAGGGGAAUCGGUCAGCCAGGGCUGAGCAAGUGGAGGAGAGGCAUGCUCAGGUCCAAGGAGUCCUCAGUUUGGCUCAAAGGAGAGCACCAGACUCCCAACAGGAACAGGGACCACACUACCUGAGGGUUGGAGUUCUGCAGAAGUGGAAUACCACUGAGAUGAAUAGGGAGGCAGAGGUAGAGAAAGGAAGGCAAAGGGAAAAGGAGAGGGAGAGAAGAGAGGAUGAGAAAGAGAAACAGAGGGAAGCGGAGAGGAGGAUGCAAAUGGAUGUAGACAGGGAGAAGCCGAGAGAACAGGAGAGGGAGAGAGAGGAAGUGGCAGCACCGAAGCGGUUGAAAAUGCUGGAGGCAGAUGAGCAGCCACCCAAGCCCAGGGCCACCUACUUUGCUCUGACUGGUCAGAUCCAGGAAGCUGUAUCCGUUGGGGACGAGGAAACCGAGAGAGGGAACGUGAAAGUUCCCUUUGACAAUUUCUCUAUGAAGUCUGGACAAUGGGGCUCUCAAGGGAAGGUCUUACAAGUACGAAGGAACCCCUCUCUAGAUGAAGCUUUUGGAAAAAGCUCCCAAGGUCAACAACAAGAAGAACUGAUGGAGCGGAAUCAAACACAGGAAAGGGAGAGAGGAACGGCAUGGGACAGACAGACAUGGAGGGAGGAGCUGGGAAUAGAAAAACAGAAACAAGUAGACCUUGAGAAAGUAAAAGAGUUGGAGAGGGAGAAAGAACGGCAGUUUGAGAGCAAGGAGUUUGAGAGGGAGAAAUGGACACAGCUGGACAUGGAGAGACAGAAACCGUUAGAAUAUGCAAGAAAGAGAGAGAAGGAAAAGCUAAAAGAAUUAGAAAGAGAGCGACACAAUGAGUUGGAGAACGAGAGACUGAGUGAGAGACAAAGAGAGCUGGAAAGACAGCGAUGGCACGAGCUGCAGAGGGAGAGACAGAUUGAGUUGGAGAGACAGAAAGAGUUUGAAAAGGAGAGGCAGAGACAGUUAGACUUAGAGAGACAGAAAGAGUUUGAAAAGGAGAGACAGUUAGACUUAGAGAGACAGAAAGAGUUUGAAAAGGAGAGGCAGAGACAGUUAGACUUAGAGAGACAGAAAGAGUUUGAAAAGGAGAGACAGUUAGACUUAGAGAGACAGAAAGAGUUUGAAAAGGAGAGACAGUUAGACUUAGAGAGACAGAAAGAGUUUGAAAAGGAGAGACAGUUAGACUUAGAGAGACAGAAAGAGUUUGAAAAGGAGAGGCAGAGACAGUUAGACUUAGAGAGACAGAAAGAGUUUGAAAAGGAGAGGCAGAGACAGUUAGACUUAGAGAGACAGAAGAAGUUGGAGAGAAUUAAGGAGAUGGAGAGAAAGCAAAUGUUUGAGUUUGAAAAACAGAAGCAGAAUGAGAGAGAGAGGCAACAGCUUCUGGAGCUUGAAACGCAGAGACGAAGAGAGAAAAUGGAGAGAGAGGAGCAGGAGAAGAUGAGACAGCAAGCCAUACAACAGGAGGAAGACAGACAGAGAGAGUUGGAAAGGGAAAGAGUGCAAGAGUUGGAGAGAGAGAGGCAACGCGUUCUGGAAAGACAAAAACAGAGAGAGUUGGAGAGAGAGAGGCAACGCGAUCUGGAAAGACAAAAACAGAGAGAGUUGGAGAGAGAGAGGCAACGCGAUCUGGAAAGACAAAAACAGAGUGAGUUGGAGAGGCAGAGACAGAAACAGUUGGACUUUGAGAGACAGGAAUUGGAAAACCAGAGGGAUAGAAAAAGGGAGUUAGAGACAGAGAGACAGAGGGUAGAAGAACUGGAGAGAAUAAAGGAGAUGGAGAGAAGACAACUGUUUGAGUUUGAAAAACAGAAGCAGAAUGAGAGAGAGAGACAACUGCUUCAUGAGCUUGGAAAGCAGAGACUAAGGGAAAAGAUGGAGAGAGAGGAGCAGGAGAAGAUGAGACGGGUAGCCAUACAAGAGGAGGCAGAGAGACAGAGAAUCAUGGAGAGGCAGAGGAGAGAGAACCAGGAGAGGGGGGUGCUGGACUCUUCACCUCUCAGACCUAAAAUGCUGGAUCUAGACUCUGGGUGCUGGUCUUUGGGUGACCUGCACUCCAGCGGCAGUCCCCACUCCCCUAGUGUCCGAUGGAAGCAGCCCUCUCCCUGGGCAGAUGACCACUACAGACCUGGUAUUCUGGACAUAGACUCAUUCAGGUCCCAGACUGAGAUACAACCCUUGCCCACGAGAGAGGUGUUCCCAGUUACUGGCAUCCAGGGCUCAGACCCAGGUAAUGGGGUGAGAUCCCACCCCCACUCUCCAGAAAGGGAAGGUGGCUAUAGGAUGGCUCCCGAGGGCGCAGUGGGGCGACCCAGUACUGUGUGGGCCCCCUCUCAGCAGGAGCUGUGGGAGCAGAGGCUAAGCAUCGACGAGGAAUCAGUGGAUAGGCCCAUGGCAGGACCAGAGCCACCCAAGAAGCCUGCCAAUAAACCCAGCCUGGAGCUGCUCCUCCACGGGCUGGAGGACAGGGCCACGGCCCCCAUCCUGGUCCCAGAGAGACGCUGGUCUGGUAUGCCCAGUGAGCCAUCCUUCCCCAGGAGAGAGCCCCACAGCCCUGGGUCCCCCAUGGAGCAGACCUGGUUCCCCCAGGAAUCAGAGCCCAAGGGGCACAGGGUAGAGGCCAGAGGACAGAGGAGAUCUCAGGGCUCCCAGGAGCUGAACCGGAUGAGGUCUCGCAGCGUGUCCCGUAGAUCAGCCCCGUCUGACAGUGCUGUGGAGGGGAGCCUGUCCAGGAUGAGGAGCAGGAGUACACAUAGAGAGAGAGGUGGACCGAGCUGGGAGCAGUUGAAGCAGAAUGUGGACGGUGAGGAGGGGAGGGACAUGGACACACUGGUCCAUGAGACGGACAGUCAGUACGGGACCUGGGAGACAGGACUGCACACUGAUGAUAGCCUGACUCCUGCCACGCCCACCUCAGACAGCCACCCCAGUCAGUCCCCUAGGAAACCCACUCCACUUUACACGCCAGGGGAACAUGUCCACACCCCGCCCAGUGACCUCGACACUCCAGACGGCUUCUCUGCCCAGCCCGAGAUACAACCACUCCCCUUCCCUGAGGCCUCCACCAGCCUACUGGACUCCAGUGCUCUACGCUCCAGGGUGCAGUUGAGUAAGAUGCGGGGGCCACGUUCACGCCCCUCCAGGGUCUCUCGUCAGACUGCUGCUCUGUCUGUACACCCAGAGGGACAGGCCACACCUACUGAGGACUGGCGCUCUCGAGACUCUACAGAGGACAAAGUGGAGUCUUCCAAGAAGGACUCAGACUCUGAGGAGCAGGCGAGAGGAGCAGACGCCCACUCUGCUGCUGCCUCCUCCCAGCCCCAGAGAGUCGCCCUCUUCCCUGGGAUGGACGCGUCUGCCCUCAUGGCCCAGCUCAAGAAGAGAAGCGACUCUGACAAUCAGACAGAGGGACCCUCCACUUCUCCCUCCCAGUUAUCCCGUUCUCCUAAAUCCCCCUUCCUUCCCCGGGCGUCCCGUGUGCUGCCCCCCUCCGGAGGGAAAGAAAAUGGUGAAGAGGCCUCACCACAGUGGCUGAGAGAGCUGAAGUCCAAGAAGCGCUUGAGUUGCCUUAACUGAAUAAUCUGGUGGAGAAUCGGACAGUAGCCUUAAACUUGGACCCUGAGAAAAUGGGAAUUCUGCUGCUGACAUUGUAAUUUGUUAUCUGUUUGUUUAUUUUCUCUGUUCUCUUCCUGCCUGGCUCAAAUCCAUGUGCAUGGUGCCUUCUUACAGACAACCUUGGUCUUAUGGAUGAAACGAGCAAGGGGCUUCUCUGCUCAGAGCGUCCAGUUCACUGCUAGCUCCUCCACCUCCUGUGUCAGGGGGGUCUUUGCAUAAAGCCACUUUACCAUCUCACAUGACAGGGGAGACUACAGAAGGGGGGAGAUCCCAUUCUCUCCUGUCAGGUUGUUGUAUUUCAUUAAUGGUUAACUUGUGGGACCACAUGCUUCUUAACCUGGAAGUGCUUCAAUAAGCUGGAGGACAGUAUAGCACCUCCACAAGACAUAUUUUUAUUUUGUUUUCUCUUUUUAAAUAUAAUUUUCAGGUUAGUCUAUGCGUUAACUGUAUCUGUCAGUGGAGGAGCGUUGGAAAAUAUUUCUGAUUUUAUUUUUUGUCAUGGAUCAUAGAGAACAAAACACUGCUGAACUAAUGGGCAGCCAGGGUGUAUUAUGUGUUACUAAUAAAUAUGGUAUCUGUAAUCAUGAAAUGUUAUAUUUGUAUUAUUGCUAAUUUGAAAGCUGAAUCAUAACAUGUCAGAGUGCUGGGUUUGUAUGGAGAGCAUUUAAAGCAUCACUACAGCAGAGGCCCCCAACCCCAUUCCUCUGAGCCACUCAGUGACUGAUGUCAUGAACUAACUGAGAAUCUGUUGUGUUGACAUCAUGUAGUCCCUUUAAACUUAUGGCUAAAGAGGAAUGCUUUGUGUUCGCUGUUUUUUCAAUCAUGUCUGAAUCUGUUUCUACUGGUGGAAAAGGGGAGGGGAAGGGUUAAUCACAAUGGAAAUCUACCUCCAUCUCAAUUACACGCACACGCACGCACGCACACACACACACACACACACACACACACACACACACACACACACACACACACACACACACACACACACACACACACACACACACACACACACACGCACACACACACACACACACACACACACACACACACACACACACACACACACACACACACGCACGCACACACACACACACACACACACACACACACACACACACACACACACACACACACACACACACACACACGCACACACACACACGCAUGAACACUAAUCAGCCUGUUCUUCUUCCCUUCACCUCCACUUACCUCUUCAGUGAAAGAUCAAAUGAUUGUGUGUGUGAUACUGAUGGAUGAGUGAGUAAGGAUUGCAAGGGAAAUGUACAUGUUACCAAUGAGCCAUACAUUCAAUGUGCACUUCCUGGUUUCUGUUUUACCAGCAUGUCUGCAACACAUCUCCCAUUUAGCGACCUCACGUGCAUUGUCCCAUCAUUGUUUGGAAAAGCAUGUGCAUGCACAGUCUCUGGUCCUUUUCAUCAUGCUUUACUCAGACACUGAACUGAAUGGCCACACCAAGUAGCAGUGGUACAAUCACAGUCUGGAUAUCAUGGCUUCAUCCACAACUGUAAUGGUCCCAUUGUGCACAUGGUCGGUGCAGCGGUGUGGAUGUAUAGUGGAAUGGUAGGAGUACGGCUUCCACUACUCCAGUGGGGAAUGCAAGUGAAGUAUAUUGUUUUGAGAUGAGGGUGGUAAUUUACCCUUUUCUUCUGCACGUAACUUGGACUAUUUGCACCAGUUGUUUUAGGGCUUGUUUGAGCUGACUUAGGCCAUUCCCCUGACCAUGUUAGCCAUGCUCCACUGUCCCACUACUUCCACUACAGCACUGACCGCAUUCCACAUUUUCGUAGACAGACGUUGGAACGCUAAUGCAAAGUGAAUGUUUUGAGGGAAUUUUUAGUUUUCCCUUUGGUGUCUGUCCAUGGCGUUUGACUUUGUCAUUAUUUUUUCUCUUUCUCGUUUUAUUUGAAAGUAAAAUGUAUAUUGCACUGUUGUAAGGCCGUUGUUCAAAAGUGUAAAUUCUCAAUAAAAUGUACUGCGUUAAGCUUC